CUCCUCUCCAUCUCCUCCCAGUCCACUUGUCAGCAGCAGCGCAGAGCCGCUGCACCACUACACUGCACUGAUGCAAAGUUCACGUCCAAGCGGAAACGUACGGUGAAGACCGCAAACCGAGGAAGGUGACAGAGAGGAGAGAUGGUGAAGUUUUCUCUCUGCGAAAAAUACUGCUCCGACUUCAUUUUCAGCUGGCCUUAAGUGAACUGAAUGAAAACACAGAAGCCCCCCUACCCCGACACCAUCGGAAGACUAAGUGGAUUGGAGAAGGCAGAGAGCAAGUGAGGGAGUCAGAGAGGGAGGGAAGACAGAAGGGAUUAGCGGUUAAUCCAGUGCACGGACAAUCCUGAAGGAGCCUUAUCUUUCUUCCAGGAUGAUGCAGACAAAACAGUGGCUGGAUUACGGCGCCUUACUUUAUUGCCCUUUUCAAGAAAGCAUCACCCUCCUCCUUCGUUUGCUCUGAUAAACCUCUCAGAAGUGCUGGGGUCUUGGGUGCAGAGGGACCAGGGAACAGUGGACAAAGAAGUGGGGCGACAAGCCUGGUGACAGGAUGUCCCAUGGACAGUGUGGUGCCACACAUGGAUAAACCUCUUUAGGGGGAGACGGUGCAUGGCAGUGGACCACCCGCUCUCUCUCUCUGCUUGGAGUUUGAGGAAAACAAACGCAGAACAGCUUAGUGGAUGAGACACAUAAGAUCUUCUCCGAAGUCGGAAUCGAUUGAACACACAAGCAAAAAGGACUCACUGGCAUGGACCAAAAACUGGAGUUUAAACUUGACUGACAUGUAAUCAGAGCUCAGACACUCAAAUUCAAAUUAAAGGGAAAUCACACAACUUUUCUGCCACCAUGAGUCUGGGAAAACUGCCAGGGAUUAAGGGCCUUGUAUCUGGCUCUCAGGGGAAACGUCGUUUCAAGAGUGAACUCUCCGUGGAUAUGAUCAGUCCGCCGAUGGGUGAUUUCCGACAUACUAUGCAUGUUGGCCGUGGUGGGGAUGUGUUUGGUGACACUUCCUUCCUUAGCAAUUAUGGGGGCACCAGGGAGCCGGGAAGUCCGGACUCGGCAAACAGCUCCAAGACAACUGGAUUCUUCACACGCACCUUUCGGCAUGUGCGGAAGAACUCUGUGCCACGGCCACGAGCGGGCUCCCGUGACUUGUCAUCUCCGCCACCAGACAUUUCACCCAUCAUCAAGAAUGCCAUCUCUCUGCCCCAGCUGAACAUGGACUCCCCCAAUGGGUGCCUACAGAGGGUGCUGUUCCCCAGCUCCAUCAGCUCAACAGAUGACUCCCUCUGCACAUAUGGGCUGCAGUCUGGAUUUGUCACUCUGCCCCGCCUCUCUCGCAUUGACAGACAGUAUCAAGGUGGAGAUGUUCGGAAAGGAUCUCUGCCAGACAGUGGUGGCAUAACAUUGACACGCUCGGACUCCCUCACCUCCUUUACUCUAGAUCUUGGCCCUUCCUUAAUGACUGAGGUACUAAGCAUGUUUGACAACCCCAGCUGCCUUCAGAUGUCCAAUCACAGCCAGGCAGCAGGUGAGGAACAGGAUAAAGAGGAAGAGGAAGAAGAUGAUGACAACUCUCUGACAGAGACGCCUGUGCAAAGCCCUGCUGUGACUUCACCAAGCUCUUCCAUGGGUAGUGGAUCAUUCAACAGGAACGUGAACAACAGGGGGCGCUCUUGUAGCUCUAACUGGACAGAGCAAGAGGAAGAGAGGAGGUCCCCGAGCACACCAGAUGUGUCCACUGGGUCUCCUCAGAGAGCGGAGCCUGCAAUGGAGGCAGAAAGGUUCCAGAGGGCAGCUGACGUGCUGUCCCGUCAUUAUGGUGGAGGGUCCUUCACAAAGGGAACGAGGAUGAGCAACAGCACCACCUCUCCUGCUCUUUCCCACAACCACAAAACACCAUAUGCCUUUUCUGAGGAGGAGGAAGAAAUCAAAGUCUAGAUGUUGAAACUUUUUCUGACAGACAGCAGAAACUUCCAGCGAUGUGAGUGCUGGUGUCAUUUUAAGUCAGAGAGGCUGAACAUUGUGUGUUUCUGUUGUUUCUCAACAGAAACAUUCUUCCUCUUAUCACGUGCAUCUAUGUCAGGGUUUCUUUGAUCAACCACCUGAUCCUGGUCUGUAUUCACUUUAUACAGGACGGUUUGUGUGAUACUGAUCUUAGCCCUGGACCUUUUUUCUCUCUGCACUAUGUUUCUGCCAUGAUUUUAUACAGAUUAUUUAAACUAUUUUAAAUAUAUGAGUUACUGAUUUAGAAUCAUUAUUGUCAAAGCAAACUAUUAAUUAUGGCUUUUUUGUUUCAUAAAUAACACAAAAGUGAAUAAAGUUAGUUUGUCUUGCAUAAAUUAUACAAUUCAGUAACACUUCAGAACAAUGGAUUUUGAAUGGAUUUUUGAUUUUUUCUAUUUUGUUUUCACACUGUACAUAAUCUCUCACUACAUCACGAUGCUCAACAACAAAAUGGAAUUUGCAUAAAUAAAGAUGAACCUGGGAUUUGAGAAUCUUAUAACACUUGUGAUGAAACCUCUGUACAUUGUAAAAUAAUUUAAUGUGUAUUCAUCUGAGGUCACAUGAAGUAACAUGUUUAUUGCUUGUUGAACUUUCAUCAGUAUUAGUUAAUGUUUUUCUAAAAUGAUAUGACUGAUGUAAUAAAGGCCUGAUUUACAACAGA
Molecule: messenger RNA, 2668 nt
Organism: Larimichthys crocea (large yellow croaker)
Lineage: Eukaryota; Metazoa; Chordata; Actinopteri; Sciaenidae
Gene: cdc42ep1b
Product: CDC42 effector protein (Rho GTPase binding) 1b
Exons: 4
Coding region: 847-1941 (364 amino acids)
Biological process (GO): positive regulation of actin filament polymerization; regulation of cell shape; positive regulation of pseudopodium assembly
Cellular component (GO): cytoskeleton; cytoplasm; plasma membrane
Molecular function (GO): small GTPase binding
Source: RefSeq, a predicted model, not a curated record